Suillus fuscotomentosus is the source of this 840-nucleotide messenger RNA. RefSeq lists its product as uncharacterized. The coding region runs from base 1 to 840 and encodes 279 amino acids. The record is from RefSeq and is a predicted model, not a curated record. NCBI's taxonomy places the organism in Eukaryota, Fungi, Basidiomycota, Agaricomycetes, Boletales, Suillaceae. The transcript is spliced from 8 exons.
AUGAGUGUUUCACCCACCACUCCUCGAUCUUCUUCACAGACUCCGCAGGGACUUCCAGAUAUGCCGAAGCACUGGAAGGUUCCGGAGGACGACGGCACUUUGCUAUCAAGCAUCAGAAUACUUGCGUUUCGUGUACUCUGCCUCGUCUCGAUCGCUCGUCCCUCCCUCGGCGUUCACUGUUGGCUUUCCAAGAAUGACGAGAAAGAGUGGGGGAAACAUCGAAAAAUGGUUUGUGUGUUUGCUUGGGAUCUCACUGUUAUCGCCGUGUAUGAAUCUUGUGAUAGAGAGUGGACUUUGAAGGCCCUCACCUCUGCUCGCGUCGCUUCCGUAUUGCAUGUCCCAGCACCCAUGAUCACUGGCCUGACGUCCGGCGUUUGGUUCAUCCGGUUAAUCGUCUACCUCGAAGUCGCAUGCUGGAUAUGGAUACCGAUCGGUGUCGUAGCUAUGAAGGUGGAGAAUCAUGAGGAUCGUGAGGCGAAAGCAAAACUAUCUCGAGUGAAAGUGGAGGCACCUCCAAAGUUCGAAGGAAUGAGAAUGCAAUUUGAGCGAAAAGCCCUACAGCUUGGUAGAAAGGAAGGGUCGAAAGAGAAAUCGCACAUAGGAGACGAGAAGCCUGAAACAGGCAAGAAAGCCCGAUUUCUGAUUGUACAGCCUCAAUACAUCGUUGCUUCAGAAUCCUUAUUCCACCUUCACGAGGUGACAACAAUGCAAAUCCGAAGUGGUCACAUGUCGCAACAUGCAGAUAGGAUCGCAUCUUCACGCGAGGAAGCGCACGGUGACGAUUCCAUUCUCCAUCUUCGUAUGGAAAGCCUCAGCCUCGAUGCAAUUACCAUAAUCUAG